Messenger RNA from Cajanus cajan (pigeon pea), 1449 nucleotides. It is a transcript of the gene PDS1, whose product is annotated as 4-hydroxyphenylpyruvate dioxygenase. Gene Ontology annotation, biological process: L-tyrosine catabolic process. Gene Ontology annotation, molecular function: 4-hydroxyphenylpyruvate dioxygenase activity. Lineage: Eukaryota; Viridiplantae; Streptophyta; Magnoliopsida; Fabales; Fabaceae. The record is from RefSeq and is a predicted model, not a curated record.
AGCUUGUUGUUGCCCUUUCCUUCAUGCGUGCUUAGGGCUUCAUUCAUCUAGGUGCGGCGAGGGAGUAUAUGUGACCCUCUUCGCAGACCUCACUAGAGCUUCGUUUUUGUUGAUGAAAGCUUAUGAUGGUAUUCUUCUUCCUCCGUCGUCACAACGCAACUACCUCUCUCUAUGCCCACACCUCCACCGCCGCCAUUCCAACUUUUGACGCCGCCGCCAACUACGGCCUCGGCGUCCGCGUCAUCGCUCUCGAGGUCGCCGACGCGGAAGCCGCCGCCUUCAGCGCCAGCGUCGAGCACGGCGCCGAGCUGGCUUCUCCGCCGGUGCUCCUCGACGGCCGCACCGGCUUCGCAAAGGUUCGCCUCUACGGCGACGUGGUCCUGCGCUUCGUCAGCUACAAGGACGCGUCGGACGCCGCGGACUCCAGCCCCUCGCGGUGGUUCCUGCCGAGAUUCGAGGCGGCGGCGUCGUUCCCGGAGCCGGACUACGGGAUCCGGCGGCUGGACCACGCCGUGGGGAACAUGGCGGAGCUGGCGCCGGUGGUGAGGUACCUGAAAGGAUUCAGCGGAUUUCAUGAGUUCGCGGAGUUCACCGCGGAGGACGUGGGAACGAGUGAGAGCGGGUUGAACUCGGUGGUUCUGGCGAACAACUCGGAAACGGUGCUGCUGCCGCUGAACGAGCCGGUUUAUGGAACGAAGCGGAAGAGCCAGAUUGAGACGUAUCUGGAACACAACGAAGGUCCGGGCGUUCAGCAUCUUGCGCUUGUUUCUGAAGACAUUUUCGGUACUCUUAGGGAGAUGAGGAAGCGAAGUUUGAUUGGUGGGUUUGAGUUCAUGCCUUCUCCUCCUCCCACCUAUUACGCCAACCUUCACAAACGUGUCUCUGAUGUGUUGACCGCCGACCAGAUUAAGGACUGUGAAGAGCUUGGAAUUCUCGUUGACAGAGAUGACCAGGGCACUCUGCUUCAGAUUUUCACCAAGCCUGUUGGGGAUAGGCCCACCAUAUUUAUAGAGAUAAUUCAGAGGAUUGGGUGCAUGGUGGAGGAUGAGGAAGGGAAGGUGUACCAGAAGGGUGCUUGUGGGGGUUUUGGGAAAGGCAACUUUUCUGAGCUUUUCAAAUCAAUUGAAGAAUAUGAGAAGACUUUGGAAGCUAGAAGACCUGCGUGAUCAUCUCCUUCUAUAUAUAGUCUCUGCUUUCACCUUAUCUCGCCUUGUUAAGCACAUUCAUACAACAUUAAUAAUCAAAGUACACACUCAAAGGAAAAUAAUUAUCCCUGUUAGACUAGUUGUGGGAGUUGCUUCAGACCUUCCAACAAAGUUUAGUCGUAUACUUGGCCACCCUUCAUUCACAUGCUUUGUGAGGAAUUGAUGUAACAUAGGGUUUUUAUAAUAGAUAAUGGAAUUAAGAGGAUACUCCUCCCUUGUGUGAAACCAAAUGGAUAUUUUUUUA